Messenger RNA from Ceratotherium simum simum (southern white rhinoceros), 1246 nucleotides. NCBI's taxonomy places the organism in Eukaryota, Metazoa, Chordata, Mammalia, Perissodactyla, Rhinocerotidae. The record is from RefSeq and is a predicted model, not a curated record.
AGCCGGUUAGGUUCCACGGCAGUUAAGAAGAGCAGUGAGCCGGAAGUUAGGAUGGAAAGAAGGGAAGAAAGUGCUAUAAACUUCCACAGUGUUUACAAUGCCAGCAUACUGGGCUACCCCACAUACAGGCCAGUUCUUUCCUACCGCAUGCACCGCUUCUUUUCUAUGCCAGCCUACCAGCGACAGCUCCUGGAGAGGACCCGAAGCUACAUUCGAAUGUUCUGUGCUGGCCUCAUGGGCUUCAUUUUCGUCCUGCUACUCUGCUUGACUCCUUUCCACUGGGUGCAGUUCACGGUGCUGAAAGACAAGAAGAGACUCUUGGCGGGGCUCUGGACCUUGUGCCACAAUGAUCUCUGCUGGAGCCACACACCAGAGGCACCCUGGUUCCUCUCUGGAUUCAAUCACAUAAGUUUUCGGGUUUCUUCUCCAGAUCAAAAUCUCCUCAUGAUCCCUAUAACAAGGACAAGGAUAGGAAAUAUAGCCACGGUGGAAUUGGGUCUUUCUGAGACAAAUGUAGGAGUUUCUCCAUGGAUGAGCCAGGUACCAGAAAGGCAGUUAAAUUCAGUGGCACAAUCAAGGACCCAAAGAGAGGCAGGAACCCAGACAGAGCCAGAGACUCAGACAGGGCCAGAGACCCAAAAAGCACUAGCAGCUCAGCCAGAACCAGAAACCCAGGCCGAGUCGAGGACCCAGACAGAGCCAGAGAUAGGAAAUGAAUCAGUAAUAAGGGAUGGGUUAAUAACUCAGGCAAGGUUAGCUACUGAGAUAGAACCAGUUGACACAGUGAAGCCAAGGCCUGAGGCAGAGAUAACAACAGGGAAUGAGACGAGUGAUAUGUUGAGCAAUAGACUUGAGGGUAAGGAAAAGAAAAUGACUGAAGACAGGGAUGAUGAGAACAGAGAUUUAGCUGAGAAAAAUGAUGAUGACAAGACAAAAAAUUAAUAUUAGAUAUAAGGUAAUAGAGGACAGAGAUAUUAAAAAUAAAAAAGCCUAGCAGAGAGGUUUCCCUUCAGGGUUGAAGAUGUUUUGUUGGGUCUGUAUGAAGAGUAGUAGGAGUAUCAGAGGUAAUUCUGAAAUGACAGUGUAACGACCCUGCUGAACCCUCCUUAGAUUAUGCCUUGUUCACUGAACAAGUUGAUAUUAUGAAUGAAAGAAAGUCAUUUGUGUAGUUUAGGUGAAAGGUACCAACAACUUAAGAAUCCCAAUGAAAGUGAUGAAAAGCUUAUUAAAGGAAGUUUCCAUGUUA